Medicago truncatula (barrel medic) is the source of this 1889-nucleotide messenger RNA. RefSeq names its product probable L-type lectin-domain containing receptor kinase S.5. Gene Ontology annotation, molecular function: protein kinase activity; ATP binding; carbohydrate binding. Gene Ontology annotation, biological process: protein phosphorylation. Lineage: Eukaryota; Viridiplantae; Streptophyta; Magnoliopsida; Fabales; Fabaceae. The record is from RefSeq and is a predicted model, not a curated record.
UGCCACACAAAUAACCCAUUCACACUUUGGAACAAAAACAAAACAAUAGCUUCCUUCAACACCACUUUUGUUCUCUACAUAAGUCCUGAAACUUCACCUGGUGGAGAAGGCAUAGCCUUUAUCUUAACUUCAGAUACAAAUCUUCCUGAAAACAGUGAUGGACAGUGGCUUGGUAUUGUAAAUGGUUCCACAGACGGAGAUUCUCGGGCCCAAAUUCUUGCAGUGGAGUUCGACACACGACAAAGUUCCACUUGGGAUGGUCCUGACAACCAUGUUGGAAUCAACAUAAAUAGCAUCUCUUCAUUGACACAAGCAUCAUUGGAGAACACUAAAAUCAAUAUUUCAUCUGGUUUAGAUGUAACUGUGAGAAUUCAAUAUUCCAAUGAUAUAAUUCUGUUUUUUGGUUCAAUGAGUAAAAACUCAAAUGAUUUUAUGGAGACCCUUUUGGUAUCUCCACCUCUUAAUCUCUCUUCUUAUCUUCAACAAGAGGUUUAUGUCGGUUUCUCCGCUUCAACAAGCAAUUACACGGAGUUAAACUGUGUAAAAAGAUGGGAAUUCAAUGGUGUAGAUAUUGCAGAUAGUAAUAAAAAUAAUCUCUUGUUGAUUUGGAUUAUAAUUCCAACUGUGAUUAUCAUAGGUGUGUUGUUACUUUUCUUGGUUUAUCGGAAAUUCCAAAGAAGAAUGGAGGUUCAAGAAGAUACAUAUCCAAGGAUUGAGGAUCAAAUUCAACACUCAUCUAUGGCUCCAAAGAAAUAUCGACUAAAGGAAUUGAUGAAUGCAACAGGUGGAUUCAGCCAUCAGAACAAGCUUGGUGAGGGUGGAUUUGGAACCGUUUAUAAGGGAAUCCUUGGAAAAAUCAAUAAAGAGAUAGCUGUGAAGAGAGUCUCAAAGAAUUCGCGUCAAGGAAAGAAAGAAUUUAUCGCCGAAGUUACAACAAUUGGAAGCCUUCACCACAAAAACUUGGUGAAACUCAUUGGUUGGUGCUAUGAAAGUAAAGAGCUUCUCCUUGUUUAUGAGUUCAUGCCAAAUGGAAGUUUAGACAAAUACCUAUUUAACCAAUCGAGUGAACUCGAAUCACAUUAUUCGAAAGUACUUGAUUGGAAAACUAGGAAUGGUGUGAUUCGUGACGUGGCGCAAGCAUUGGAUUAUCUUCACAAUGGUUGUGAAAAAAGGUUACUUCAUAGAGACAUUAAAACAAGCAACAUAAUGCUGGAUUUUGAUUACGUUGCAAAAUUGGGUGAUUUUGGAUUGGCACGAAUAGUUCAAAUGAGAAAAGAAACUCAUCAUUCAACAAAGGAAAUUGCAGGAACACCGGGCUAUAUGGCACCGGAAAUAUUUUUAACCGGAAGAGCGACGGUUGAAACAGAUAUUUAUGCAUUUGGUGUACUUGUUUUGGAAGUUGUGUGUGGAAAAAGACCAAGAAAUAUGUAUGCACAAGAUGAUUAUAAAUAUAGUAUUGUGUAUUGGGUUUGGGAGCUUUAUGAAGAGGGAAAAAAAGUUAGUGCAGUUGAUGAUAGGAUAAGUAGUGAAGAGGCUGAAACUGAAAAGGUUGAAAUUGUGCUUAUUCUUGGGUUGUCUUGUUGUCAUCCAAAUCCACAUGAAAGACCAACAAUGAAAACUGUUUUGAUGGUUCUAAAUGGAGAAGCUUCUCCUCCAAUGGUUCCGAUUGAAAGACCGGCUUUUGUUUGGAAUGCUAUGCCUUCAUCUUUCAAACAAAAUGAAAAUGGUUCUCUUAUCAGUGGAACUCUCACUCCAUUCACUCAACUUAGUGGCAGAUAGAAAAUUAGAAAUCAAUUUGGUUCACCAAAACUAAGAAAUCACUUUUGUUUAGAAUUAAUGGUCUUUCUAAUAUAUAUAUCAAUGCAUACAUAUGUUAUGUACUAUAUAGG